GCGAUAUGUGCGUCCGCAUUUUGACUGCGCCAAACUCUGUGUUUUGCGUGGAUCUCUGCAAUGACUGUCGGAGGCUGGUUGACCGGAAGAGCGGAAUCCUCUUUGCUUCGCGCGUACGUGGAGUCAUCUGGAUGUGCGUUCACGUCCACGGCAGGCACGACGGGACUUUCUAAUCAGUCGAAUAGCAAUUGCAAAGCGUGCCACAGGGACACACUGCUCUCAGUUCGUCUUAGUAAACCAACGCGCGCUGCCGACAUGGUGCGUGCUUUAAGCUCAUCCCUCAGCGCCGUGUGCUCGUCUGUAGUCAGGAGGAUGCGGUCUUACUGCGAACAUCCUAAGAGACUGCAAGUCCCUAGUUCCAGAACAGUGCCAGAAGAGGAUCAGCAGCAUCGGCGGCGGUCAUCAUCCUACUGCCAAAGACGCCAGUACCCACAGCGACAACACCAGCAAAAGCGGCGCGAAUGUGAAGCCGGCGCCAAAGUACCGACGUGCGUCGACUGCGCUGUCGGCCCGAAGUGGUGUUGGACCGCGUGGAUGCCCGCGUUGUGUGCCGGGAUCGUGGCUGUGCUGUGUUACAUGAACUCGCUGGAUGGUGAUUUCGUGCACGACGAUAUGGUGGCGGUGGUGGGUAAUCCCGACGUCACUGGCGAUAGUAGGCCACAAGCGUCCUCGUCUUCGUCGUCGCUUUGGAUAAACGAUUUUUGGGGGCGACCGAUGGCGGAUCCUCGCAGCCAUAAGUCGUACCGGCCCCUCACAGUGUUAAGUUUCAGGGCCAACUACUACGCAAACGGGCGCCAGGUGCGUGGCUACCACAUUGUCAACGUAGCCCUGCACUGCGCAUGCUCCGUGCUGGUGGCUAUAGUCGCACGACGCGUGAUGAGGAUCACUGCUCUCCACGCGUGCCUGGCUGCGACGCUGUUCGCGGCUCAUCCAGUGCAUACUGAGGCUGUGUCGAGUAUAGUGGGCCGGGCCGAAGUUCUGUGCUGCCUCUUCUUUCUACUGUCUUUCCUCUGCUACCACAGCUACCAAAGUUCCAGUGAUGGCGAAGGACGUCAUGGAAGGACAAAGUGGCUGGCAACCUGCGGUAUACUGUCUGUGUGUGCGCUGCUCUCCAAGGAACAGGGCAUCACCGUACUGCCACUGUGCAUGGCUCUCAGGAUACACACGCUAGUUGUCGAUUGUGCGCGCCCGGAGCUACAAACGCCGUUACAUAAAGCCCACCGUCGAAGAUGGCCAGUCUACAGCCACUGCAUACGAGACGUUGUCUACCGAUUCAUCUCGGAUAGCGAUGUUAUCGUCCUCGCGUCAUUGACGACAUUGCUCUUAUGCUUCAGGCUAUGGAUAUUACAGGGAAGCUUCCCCGAGUUUUCCGAGAUGGAUAACCCAGCGUCCUUCUCGUCGAUGCGCACGACCAGGCUGCUGACGUACAGCUACCUAUGCGCCUUCAACGCCUGGCUGGUGCUUUGUCCACGUACUCUGUCAUACGAUUGGCAGAUGGGCAGUAUACCUCUAGUGACGUCACCACUCGACACCAGGAAUCUGGCCACACUGGCGAUAUUCGCCUCGCUAUUAGCUCUCGCCUGGCGGGCUUUGACCCCCUCAAACACGAAACGGAGCAAUGCCGAUGGAGCAAGAGAGCAGUUCUGUUACUACAACAACGUCGAGCGACCGGGCGAGCCUUCAUGGGGACUACUAGUGCCACUGCUGCUGACCGCGCUGCCUUUCCUGCCGGCAUCCAAUCUCUUCGUCACCGUCGGCUUUGUUGUAGCGGAAAGAGUUCUCUACAUUCCCAGCAUCGGUGUGACUCUGCUUGUAGCCGAAGGAUUGCACCGCCUGCACACGCGGUGCUCUCCAGCGCUUCGGUGGUGCACUACGAGCCUCUGCUUCAUUCUAGUGCUGCUCUUUGCUGCACGCACCUGGAAUCGGAACGCUGCCUGGGCGUCCAGAGAAGCCCUAUUCGAAUCGGGCAUUAGGGACCUUCCAGGAAACGCAAAGAUGCACUACAACUACGCCAAUCUGCAGAAGGACAUCGGUAACACUGACCUGGCCAUUAAACACUACAGGCUAGCUAUCGAGUUGUGGCCAGAGCACGCCAGCGCGCACAAUAACUUGGGCACUGUUCUGACGUCAGCAGAAGAAUCGGAACAACACUUCCGGUACGCCUUGCAUGUCAAUCCGAGCCACCCAGGGGCUCACUUCAACCUCGCUAAUAUCUACAGCAAACGAGGACAAAAAGAGGUGGCUAAGACCCUGCUCGAGCGCGCGGUGGAGCUGGAGCCCGAUUUCUGCGAGGCGUACUCUUCACUUGCUGCACUCGCCGCCGAAAAGGGAGACCUUACCGAGGCCGAGAGGCUGCACCGGAUGGCGUUAAGCAGCGACGACCGAAAUGCGGACGCCCGGAACAACUACGGGACAUUCCUUCAGUCACACGGCCGCAGUGAAGAGGCCGUGGCACAGUACCAACAAGCUUUACACCUUCAGCAAAACCACACUGUGGCACUCCUUAACGCAGCUAGAAGCCUUCGCAGCAUGAACCUCAACAUGCAAGCCGAGAGCCUCUACAAGAGGGCCCUUGCUGUUGAGCCAGAUCCUCAGGUGAUGGACAACCUCGCCCUUUUCUACGUCAAUGCUGGUCGCCUGGACGAAGCAAGGCAGCUAUUUGAAGAAAUCGAUCGGCUUUUCCCCGAGAACCGCGACAACAAGGUUCACCAUGCUCAGCUUCUUAUUCGGCUUCGAAGUUUUCGAGCGGCUGAGGACCUCCUUCUGGAUGUCAUUGAACACAACAGCACCGACAGAGGAGCCCUGCACACUGCUGCGCUAUUGUACAACCACAUCAACCGCACCGUCGAGGCACUGGACUACAUACUGAAAGCUCUGAAACUGUGCGGUGUUGAUGACGUGCUUUGUGCAAGAAUACACAGCGAUCAUGGUGACAUACUCAAGGACUUAGGCGACAUCACCUCGUCGGCACAGAGUUAUGAAGUCGCCAUUCGCCUGGAUCCUGACCUUGCUCAUGCUCAUCUGAACCUUGCCGUGAUCAGGCACUUAGAGAGUGACUACCCAACUGCAUUUCGGCACUACCAAACGGCCUUGUCACUCGACCCAAAGAACAAGCUCAUCCUAGACAACAUGGCCAAGUUGAGGCGGCGAAUGACUAGGCCUUUCCACGACUGCGUCUAACGCUGGACUGCGCUUACUGCUGACGCUUCGUCGAAAUGCAUUUAUGGUGCCGCAUUUCUUGCGUAGAGAGAUUCGUCUUGCCGCGGCACCUUUUGGACUGGAUUCACAGUGUACCGCGUUCUACGUUUCGCAGACGUUGCCAGCGUGAGUGUGGACAUUCCGGUUAAUUCAGUCGCAACGUAGAAUGACUCUUUGUGGACUUAUCAUUAGAAGUUCAAAUGUUCUUGGUGUAUGUGUUACAUAAACUGUGCAUCGGAGCAUCCCGUCCCAUUCCGAAGUGCUGAUAACGUCACCUCCAAAUGUACCGUGAACCUUGCUGUUCUUGGUGGAAACGCUGAGAGCUAUCUAAAUGUGUUUCACAGGAAUCGUGUAACUCUGUCUGCUU
Rhipicephalus sanguineus (brown dog tick) is the source of this 3565-nucleotide messenger RNA. Its product is annotated as protein O-mannosyl-transferase TMTC1-like. Bases 61 to 3180 code for a protein of 1039 amino acids. Gene Ontology annotation, molecular function: mannosyltransferase activity; protein binding. Gene Ontology annotation, biological process: protein O-linked glycosylation via mannose. Lineage: Eukaryota; Metazoa; Arthropoda; Arachnida; Ixodida; Ixodidae. The transcript has 18 exons. The record is from RefSeq and is a predicted model, not a curated record.